AUGAAGCGUUCAUCCGUGAUUGUCGUUCUGAUUCAAUGCAUUAUACUGCACAACUCAAACGCACUUGCGUUCAGCAGCGAAUCACUUCAACGAAACGAAGUGUCAAGUGCAAAAUAUUACACAAAAAAUUGCACACCAGAUGCGUCUGUCCUUUCGAAACUCAUCGAUGGCUCUCAGUACAACAAGCAUCGAAUACCAGGUUGCAUUCCUCCUUAUCAACUUGCCCAACUUCUUCUCUGCGGAACUAUUAGAAGCAUUCACAAUGACCAGGUCUCCAUCAAAACGAAGAGAUCAAAACUUGCGAACAUCUUGGAAGUGGAGCAAAUUGCGCUUCGAAACGAAACUCCAGACUCAACGAAGUUUCCAGUUCAAAUUGCGCGAUUCGCAUCGACGACUUAUUAUAUGCAAUUAAGCUGUGAUAAAGAAUCGAAUUUAACGUUGAACGAGGCGGUUUUGUCACGUCUGUGGACACCGAAUAGCUGUUUCGUGAAUUCAAAAAUAGCCGACAUUCACGACUCACCUUCACGCAAUAUUUACCUCACACUUUUCUCAAAUGGUACCGUUUGGGUGAACUAUAGGGUUCGAGUGAAAGGACCGUGCUCAAUGGAUUUAUCCAACUUCCCAAUGGACACGCAAACAUGCUUGCUGAUCUACGAAAGUUUCAACUACAAUAAUCAAGAAGUUCGUAUGCGAUGGAAUACAGAUCGUCCUGAUCCCGUCUAUAUGUUACGUCCAAUCAAUCUACCGGAUUUUGAUAUCCAAAAAAUUGACCCCGUUCUCGUCAGAGUGGUUUACGCAGCCGGAAUGUGGGAUGAACUUCAAGUGCGCUUCACGUUCAAGCGAAGAUAUGUGUGGUAUUUUCUGCAGUCAUAUGUGCCUACUUAUCUUACGAUAUUCAUCAGCUGGAUCGCAUUCUCACUGGGACCUAGCCCAAAGGCAAUACAAGCGAGGACAAUGCUUGGUGUGAAUGCGCUACUUGCAAUUAUCAUGCAGUUUGGCAGUACACUACGAAAACUGCCGAGAGUAUCUUAUGUGAAAGCAAUUGAUGUUUGGUUACUCGGUUCGAUGACAUUUAUUUUCUUGAGUCUGGUCGAAUUAGCGAUAGUGGGUUUGAUGAUGCGUAAUGACACGAGUAAACCCACAACACCUGCCACCGCAUCAUCAUCCAGUGCGACCAUACGCAAAUCAAGUGGAUGUUUUUUUUGUUCGGGCACUCACAAUGAUCCAAUACUGAUGGUACGACAUAUCGAUAGCUGUGCCAAGAUACUGUUUCCAGCUGUUUAUAGCUUAUUCAAUGUAUGUUUACUUCAUUUAUUCAAUUUUUUGUGA
Molecule: messenger RNA, 1329 nt
Organism: Anisakis simplex (herring worm)
Lineage: Eukaryota; Metazoa; Nematoda; Chromadorea; Rhabditida; Anisakidae
Source: the annotation of a GenBank genome assembly